Messenger RNA from Cyclocybe aegerita, 585 nucleotides. The record is from the annotation of a GenBank genome assembly. Lineage: Eukaryota; Fungi; Basidiomycota; Agaricomycetes; Agaricales; Hemipholiotaceae.
AUGCAAGCAAUCAAGUGUGUUGUUGUAGGAGACGGUGCUGUUGGGAAGACUUGUCUCCUUAUUUCUUACACGACCAAUGCCUUCCCCGGAGAGUAUAUUCCGACUGUAUUUGACAACUACUCUGCCAAUGUAAUGGUCGAUGGCAAAACGAUCUCCCUUGGUCUAUGGGAUACUGCUGGCCAAGAGGAUUACGACCGCCUUCGUCCUCUGUCAUACCCCCAGACAGACGUAUUCCUGAUCUGUUUCUCUCUCGUUAGUCCGCCCAGCUACGAGAACGUGAGGACAAAGUGGUACCCCGAAAUAUCCCAUCACGCCCCAUCUACUUCCAUAGUCCUGGUCGGAACCAAGCUCGAUUUGCGUGAAGAUCCGACAACUAUCGAAAAGCUGCGAGACCGUCGUAUGGCCCCGAUCCAGUAUUCGCAGGGUGUCGCAAUGUGCAAGGAUAUUGGCGCCGUCAAAUAUCUCGAGUGUUCAGCUCUUACCCAGAAAGGGCUAAAGACUGUUUUCGAUGAAGCCAUCCGGGCUGUCUUGAACCCACCCCCACAAAUCAAGAAGAAGUCCGGUUCGAAAUGCAUCAUUGCAUGA